Molecule: messenger RNA, 1443 nt
Organism: Rotaria socialis
Lineage: Eukaryota; Metazoa; Rotifera; Eurotatoria; Philodinida; Philodinidae
Source: the annotation of a GenBank genome assembly
AUGAAUGCACAAUUGUUCAUCACAACCGAAAAUAUUUCGAGCGAAUGGAUUGAAAGUCUGAAAUGUAAAUUUAAACGUGACCGUCGUCCACUUCAAGAGAUAUCGGAACAAGUACAGAAAAUGAAACAGAAACAUGGUAAUGUGACUGGUCGACCGCUCAAACAAAGUGUUAAUGAAGUUGCUGCACGUCGUGAAUCUCAGUUUCACUUUUUGAAUGUACUAAAUGUCAAUGAUGAUCUUCAUGACACAGACAAACACGUACAGUUAAUGAAAACGAGUUUGGCGGAGUCAAAUGGUACUUUGGAAAGUCUCAAGAUUUCAUGGAAAAAGACAUUGACUACACGCAGAUCGUAUGUAAACGACCAUACGACGGCUGAGGUGCUUGAAGAGUAUCCUGGUUUUAAAAACAUUUCAUUGAUUUUUGAUGAGAUUCUAUAUUUUUGCAACGUUAAUAUUGAACAAAAUUUAGCAUCAAUGCUGCCAAAAUUACUGCAUAAUGUAUCACAUCUAUCUGACUUUGUUAUUGAUUUACCAAGCAUUCGUUUAGUCAAACUUUUGUCGAAGCAUUUUACUGACUCUUGGCAAUACAUUUUGACCGAGAAAGAACCACUAUCACCUCGUCCAACUAUUCAAGUAAGAAUGGAUAAAUUUGCAAUAUAUCUGGAUUAUGAAUUCAUUACUGAAACAAUAUCAUUUGAUCAAGCAUUAGCUAUAAUAAUCUCUUUGUAUGCGAUAUUCGAACUACAAUUCGGUGCACAUAAUAGAGUAAUUCAUUUACUAUAUGGAAUAUUCAUGCAACAACCUGAAGUAUUAACAAAAUCAAUGCGAAUUCUAUUAAGCGACUGGAACUUCAAGAUCGAUUAUAAAGAACUCGAACCAAAUAGACUAACGACAUCAAACAUAUCUGUAACAAAUAAGCCAUGCGCAAGGACAACAACGGACUUGCUAUAUAUUGAAACAGAUGAAGCUGAUCGUUUCGUUGAAGAUGAACACGAUGAAUCAUUGACUGAAAGGAUAAGAAACUCAACAACAUUUAAUGAAGUAACGAUUGAAUCAUCAGUAUUGACAACUUCAAACUAUCAUUCAAAUGAAUCAACAAAAUAUACAUUGUGUGCUAAUACAGAUUUUAUUGCCGAGAAUCAAACAAAACAAUCACAAUCAUCAGCUGAAUCGCUUCUUGAUGAUCCUCCAUUAUUUAUAGAUAUGAAGUCAAUAAACCGACCUACUUUCGAUACAGUAUCUGAUUGUGAUUCAUCGCGAUGUGCAAACGAAAACGAAAAAAAAACGAUCACCAACAAACGACAAAUACCACGAAAUGGAAGUCGAUACUUAUCGAAAAAUUCAACAGCUGCUACAAGAGCAACAAGAAAACGCCGUGUUAGUCCUGAAGCAGCAUCAUCAUCAAGACCAAAACGCACAAGAACGGCAAAAAAUCAUUCGUAG